AUGAAUGAGGCGGCACUGCAGGCUGCUAUUAAAUUCUCUGGCAAGAAAUUUGCUACGAAAGAUGCCGUCGUUACGGCAUUUAUGAAGUUGUAUACUCUGGUACAAUGCACACCUGAUCUUUCUAGUGAAGAUUGUUACACCUGCCUUGAAAAUGCCACCUCCAAUUUACCGUCAUGUUGUGAAUAUGCGCAAGGAGUAACAAUUAUUUCCCCUAGCUGCAAUAUUAGGUAUGAGAUAUACCCCUUCUACAACGCCCCAACCGUCCCUGCACCUGCGCCUGUACUUGCGCCUGCGCCUAAUAACAAACAAGGAAACAGAGGAACCUCAAGACAAGUUAUUAUUGCUAUCGUUGUUCCAAUUGUUGUUGUUUCCUUAGUGGUCUUGCUGGUAGGCUUACGUUUCUUGACUGGGAGAACGAUGAAGAAGAAACAAUAUGGUACUAUAAAGGAGAGAAAUGAAGAAGAUGAAAUUUCGACGGUUGAAGCCCUGCAAUAUGAGUUAGACACUAUCGACCUUGCUACUACCAGCUUUUCUGCUGAAAAUAAAAUUGGAGCAGGUGGAUUUGGUGACGUGUACAAGAAGAGUAACGGCUUUUACAAAUCACAUGGUACAAGAGACCUUAUAAGCUAUGCUUGGAAGCUUUGGAGAAAUGGUGCACCCUUGGAAUUGAUGGAUCCAACUUUGCAAGAGUCUCAUGUUUUGGAUGAAGUCAUUCGAUGCAUCCAAAUUGGUUUAUUGUGUGUCGAAGAAGAUGUCAAUAAAAGACCAAAAAUGGCGUCAAUACUUCUUAUGCUUAAAAGUUACUCGGACAAUUUACCUAUUCCUCAACGACCUGCAUAUUUUAUUUCAAGUGGAUCAGAUAGCAUGGCAAGAGAGACAGACCCCAAUCAACCACAAGCUAUGAAUGAAGCAUCAAUCAGCAAAUUGUGUCCAAGAUAG
Messenger RNA from Fraxinus pennsylvanica, 939 nucleotides. Lineage: Eukaryota; Viridiplantae; Streptophyta; Magnoliopsida; Lamiales; Oleaceae. The record is from the annotation of a GenBank genome assembly.